AUGUUGGAAGCUCCUUGUUCGUGCCCUGUCUGUAUGACGCUGGAAACUGCUGGAACAAAGCAGGUGGCGAGAAGUGCCCGGGUGACCAUCAGGGAUGACCAGAGUCAGCGCAAGUUCACUGUGACCAUGGAGCGACUCAGGCAUGAUGAUACAGGCGUGUACUACUGCGGGAUUGAACGAUCUGAUCAGACGUUCCAGGUCACAGUGACCAUCAGGCCAGCUCUGACCACCACCACUGUGUCCACCACGACCACCACAACCACCAACGCACCCACGACAGAAGCCACCACAGAAGAGACCACUGACGCCCCGAGGGUGACCAGGGCCCUCUCCAACACCACGGGCUUUCCUGUCCCCCUGCUCCUGUCCAUCAUCUCUGCUGUGUUGCCGCUUCUCCUGCUGGUGGCCGCCCUCCUUGCUUGGAGAAAGCUGAAGCGACAUAGGACAGCCAUUGAGAUCCUCCCAGAGCCGCAUGUCCAGGAAGAGGUCUGCUACGCUCACCUGUCUCUGCGCCCCCGUGACCCGGAGUUCAUCUGCUCUAAUGCGGACCCCUGCGCGGGCCCCAGAGCCGGCAGGAGCUCUGAGAUGGCCACCGAGUACAGCAGCAUCAGGAAGCUCAGGACGGGACUCUGA
This is a messenger RNA of Sorex fumeus (smoky shrew), 633 nucleotides long. Its product is annotated as CMRF35-like molecule 1. Gene Ontology annotation, cellular component: plasma membrane. The transcript is spliced from 6 exons. NCBI's taxonomy places the organism in Eukaryota, Metazoa, Chordata, Mammalia, Eulipotyphla, Soricidae. Bases 1 to 633 code for a protein of 210 amino acids. The record is from RefSeq and is a predicted model, not a curated record. Gene Ontology annotation, molecular function: transmembrane signaling receptor activity.